Molecule: messenger RNA, 1280 nt
Organism: Prorocentrum cordatum
Lineage: Eukaryota; Dinophyceae; Prorocentrales; Prorocentraceae
Source: the annotation of a GenBank genome assembly
AGCCAUUUUGGCUCAAGCCUGCCUUGGGCGCCAGGCAGGCAGGUGCUUGCUUGGCCUCUCUCGUCUGCUGCUGCGCUCGAGAGCGGCUCUCUCCAUCUCCCCUUCGCCACGUCCUGUGGCCAUGGCGGAGCUCUCGGAGGGGUCCAAGGUUUCUGCUACGGGUGGCCGCCCGCUUCUGUGGCGGCCUAGCUCGCUCCGCUCCCAGGAGGAUGCCGCCCUGGGCAGAUCGGCUGCGAGAAGAAGGGCCAGGCGGAGAUGCAGGCAAGCUUGCGAGAACGCCCUGCGCAAGCUGGCCGAGGCAGAGGCGCGCCCAGGCUCCUGGCAAGAUCGGGAGCGGGCGGCGCGGCCGGCGCUGGUGCUCGCGGCCAGCGGGCGCCGGGUCCCUGGGGCGCGACGGCGGCGCCGGAAUGCCGCACUUCACGCGGCGCGCAUCCCAGCGGUGGGAUUCGCAGCCGCCUCUGAGGCCGACCUGGCAUGGGCUGCUGCAGGGCCUCGGCUAGGGGAGAUGCACACCCACGAGGUCCAUGCAGAGGUGCUGGAUGGUCAGCUGCUCAACGUGGCUGUGCCUGGCACGGACGCGCUGGGAUUUCAGCCUCCCUGCGCCUUCCCCAUCGACGAGGGCGUGGAGGACGAGUGCUCGGGCUGGCCUGCUCCUGGCAUCUGGCAGCCUCUCAGCCCCGAUGCGGAGACUCGCAUCUUCGCGGACGGCUUGGAGGCGGGCUGGCGGCUCGCGGAGCAGUACCUGGAGCACAGGGGGCCCUCGGAGAAGCUACGCACCCAGGGCGCCUCCCUCGUGUCGUCGGGCGGGGUCGUGGAGGAGGUGUACGAGGAAAGCCAUCGAGGAGCUCCUUGUCGUUUUGCCCCUGGAUCUUUUCGCCAGGGUGCUCGCGAUCUUGACGGCGAAGAUCGGAGUGCUGGCUCGUGCGGAUAUCGGGAUCGCCGUGGAGUCACGGGGUCGAGCCGCAAGAGGGCGGUGCAUCGCCGCAGCCCUGCGACUUCUGAUCCUGGCCCGACGGCGCCGCCGAGUGCAGACGCUUCUGGCAUCGGGCCCCCGCAGCAGGCCGACUGCCAGCAGCAAUGAACCCUUCCUGUCCCGGGACCAGCCUAGGCGGGGUUUUGGGUUUGGGGCUUCGGCGACGCUUGUUCUCCUAUUUCCCUCUUUCCUCCCUCCGUCUCGGCCUUCCUUCUUCUCCGUAAGCGUCGCCUUAGUCUCCCGUCCAUAUUUGUUUGUCGCUCUCUGCUCCUAGAGUGGACUUGUGACACAGCAGUGUAACAGUGCA